Molecule: messenger RNA, 1624 nt
Organism: Oryza sativa Japonica Group (Japanese rice)
Lineage: Eukaryota; Viridiplantae; Streptophyta; Magnoliopsida; Poales; Poaceae
Product: protein RICE SALT SENSITIVE 3-like
Source: RefSeq, a predicted model, not a curated record
AGUGUGGUUUUCUCUCAUUCUCUGUGGUGGCCUGGCCGCACAAGUCACAGCCAUACAGGGAGAGAGAGAGAGAGAUCACUUCACAAGCAAGAAUGGAAGCACCUCCUUGUUGCCACUCCAAGAUCCUUCACUACCAUAGCUAAGCUAGCUACUCGUAUCCUCUUCUCUCUCUGCUUCUGCUCUUCCGACGAGUAGAGCAUAAUCCAUCCGGAGGAAGAGAGUGCAAUCGAUCAGCUGAGCUAAGCUUGCCUGGUGAUCGAUCGAUCACGGAGCUCGCCACCGGCGGCGGCGGAGGAGGAGACGAUGGAUGAGCAGCUGAGCCCGGUGGCCGUGACGCACUUGCUGCAGCACACGCUGCGGAGCCUCUGCACCAGCGGCGACGACUCCCAGUGGGUCUACGCCGUCUUCUGGCGCAUCCUCCCCCGCAACUACCCUCCCCCAAAAUGGGAUCUCCCCGGUGGGGCAUACGACAGGACAAGAGGAAACAGGAGGAACUGGAUCUUGGCGUGGGAGGACGGGUUCUGCAACUUCGCGGCCACCUCCGCCGCCUGCGGCGACGGCGCGGCGGCGGCUUACGCGGCCGCGGAAUGCGAGGAGACGAAGCAGGUUGGCGUCGCCGGCGGCGGCCUGCAGCCUGAGCUCUUCUUCAAGAUGUCCCAUGACAUCUACAACUACGGCGAAGGGUUGAUAGGGAAGGUGGCGGCGGACCACAGCCACAAGUGGGUGUUCAAGGAGCCGCAGGAGCAAGAGAUCAACCUCAUCUCCUCCUGGAACAACCCUGCCGAUUCUCAUCCGAGGACAUGGGAGGCGCAGUUCCAGUCUGGUAUCCAGACCAUCGCCCUGAUCGCUGUCAGAGAAGGCGUCGUGCAGCUCGGCUCCAUGAAAAAGGUGGCGGAGGACCUGAGCUACGUGGUGGCGCUGCGGCGGAAGUUCGGGUACCUGGAGAGCAUCCCGGGUGUGCUGCUGCCACACCCGUCGUCGGCGGCGGCGGCGUUCCCGGGAGGGCCGCCGGACGCCGCGGGGUGGCCAGCCGGAAUGAUGGUGUCGCCGCCGGUGCCACCGGAGCUCUACGUCGACCCCUACGGCGGGGCGGCGGCCGGGGCCGUGCCGCCGCCGUCCAUGCAGAUAAUGCCGUCGAUGAGCAGCCUCGAGGCGCUGCUCUCGAAGCUGCCCUCCGUCGUGCCGGCGGCGGCGGCGCCCUCGCCGCCGCCGGGGUCGUCGUCCAUGCCACCUACCGGCGCCGCCGCCGCGUCGUCAGCGCCGCCCAAGGAGGAAGCGGCCGAGGACGACUACGUCCAUUGCCACGGCAUGGACAUGGCGACGUCGUCGACCAACGGCGGCGGCGAGAGCACCGGCGGCGCUCCAUUGCCGUCGUCCUACUUCGUCAACGUGGGCGUCAAGCCCAGCGAGGGGUUUUAGCCUCAGUCCCUAGCUAAGCUACAGUUAGCUUAGCUACUAGCUACCUCUUCCUCAUGCCUCUCUCUCAAAGUGUACGUGUAGUCUCGUGUACUAUUAUUACCUGUGGGCGCCAAGGCAUGGCAAUGCAUGGCAAUGGUGUUCAUUCAUGAUCAUAUCUCUAGUGUCAAUUAAAUUCAAUUAAUGAAUUAAUCACUUGCUAAUUGAA